AUGGGUAAAAUUAAGAAGAAGGGUACCUCUGGCGCAGCCAAGAACUACAUUACCAGAACUCAGGCCGUGCGCAAACUUCAGAUCUCUUUGCCGGAUUUCCGCCGACUAUGCAUCUUCAAGGGUAUCUACCCUCGCGAGCCCCGUAAUAAGAAGAAGGCCUCCAAGACGUCUACGCCCAACACCACCUUCUAUUACACCAAGGACAUCCAGUAUCUGCUACACGAGCCUCUGCUUAACAAGUUCCGUGACCAGAAGUCACUUGCAAAGAAGAUCGCCCGCUCUCUCGGCCGUGGAGAAGUCAGCGAUGCCUCCCGCUUAGAAAAGAAUAACGCCCCGAGACUCACCUUGGACCAUGUCAUUAAAGAGCGCUACCCGACCUUUAUCGAUGCCCUUCGUGAUCUUGACGACGCUUUGUCUCUUCUCUUCCUUUUCGCUACCCUUCCCUCCACCGACCAUGUUCCUUCUAAGACCGUUGCGCUCUGCCAGCGCCUCUGCCACGAGUUCCAGCACUACCUGAUCAUGACAAAUUCUCUGCGCAGAUCCUUCCUUUCCAUUAAGGGUAUCUACUACCAGGCAACCAUCCAGGGCCAAGACAUUAUGUGGCUUGUGCCAUACCGUUUCGUCCAGCGUGUCAAUGGCGACGUCGAUUACCGUAUCAUGGCUACCUUUGUCGAGUUUUACACCACCCUGCUGGGCUUCGUCAACUUCCGCCUCGACGAGAACGGUGCCGAGUUGGCAGCUUUCACUCUUGAGGGCCGGUCAGUCGGUGACGUGCCCAAGGCUCUUGAGGCUAGCAAAGCUCAGAGCAACGGCAACUCUAACAAGGAAGUUUCCAAGGAACUUCAAGCCAAGGUUGACAAGGUGAUCAAGAAGGCCGGUUUGGAUCAGGGUACGGACGAGGAGAUGGUCGAGACUACCGACGAGCCAACCGAUGCUAUCGACCACUUCGAGCCCGCCGCUCCUGAAGCCGACACUCUGCCCCAGCCCGCGAUGAGCGGCAACGAGGCCGGUGCCCUCUUCGCACCCUUCGUGUUCUACAUCUCCCGUGAAGCCCCCAAGGCUCCCCUUGAGUUCAUUCUGCGUUCAUUCGGCUGCAAGCGCGUUGGAUGGGCUUCCGUGCUGGGCGAUGGAGCCUUCACUCACGACGAGUCCGACCCCCGCAUCACUCACCAGAUUGUCGACCGGCCCCAACUUCCCCAAGAGUCUCUUCCCGCCAUUCCCGCUGCCGAUGAGAAGGCCGUUCAGAAGGUUCAGCCUGGAGCCCGCAUCCCUGGCCGUACCUACGUCCAGCCCCAGUGGGUCUGGGACUGCAUCAACGAGGGCAAGCUCCUCCGAGCUGAUCUCUACGCACCCGGUGCCACUCUCCCACCCCACUUGAGCCCUUGGGUCAAGGCUACUCGCGGCGCUUACGACCCGCGCGCCAGCCUUGCCGACCAGGAGGAUGAGGAUGAAGCCGAGAUUGCCGCUGAGGCCUCUGAUAGCGAUGAGGAGAUGGAGGACGAGCCCGCGGCUGAUGACAAGCCUGCUACUGCCGAGGAGUCUGAGGAAGAGUCUGUCGACGGAGGCAUGGAUGUCGCCGGCACCGACGACGACGAGAGCGAAGAGGAGUCUGAGGAAGACGAGGACUUCGGUGGCUUUGAUGAGGAAGCUGCAUCCGAGUCCGAAGAUGACGAUGAGGCUGCCCGUACUCAGCACCAGAAGGAGCUCGAGGCCGAAGCCGCUGGUCUGCCUUUCACCGCUAGCGCUGCUGCUGACGAAGCCGCCAAGAAGAAGUCCUCCAAGUCCAAGAAGGUGGCUGCCAAGAAGCGUAGCGAGGAUGAGGAGCUUGAGAGACAGAAGAUGAUGAUGAGCCGGAAGAAGCGCAAGCUGCUUGAGAAGAUGAUGUACUCCAACAAGAAGACCGCUGACGAGUCCGCCAAGCUUCGCUCCAAGAGACGCAAGCUUGAGAAGGGCGAGAAGGGUGAGAAGAACUAA
Molecule: messenger RNA, 1974 nt
Organism: Penicillium mononematosum
Lineage: Eukaryota; Fungi; Ascomycota; Eurotiomycetes; Eurotiales; Aspergillaceae
Gene: nop7
Product: mRNA-binding ribosome synthesis protein NOP7
Exons: 4
Coding region: 1-1974 (657 amino acids)
Biological process (GO): maturation of LSU-rRNA from tricistronic rRNA transcript (SSU-rRNA, 5.8S rRNA, LSU-rRNA); ribosome biogenesis
Cellular component (GO): PeBoW complex; nucleolus
Molecular function (GO): RNA binding
Source: RefSeq, a predicted model, not a curated record